UAUCCUACUACACACAAAUCGCCCAUGCGCGCAUCUUUCCUUUCUUUCACCGAUUGCUGAAGUGUGAGACGUCUCUGGCUCACCGCUGUUCAAAAAAUUGUUCAAGUCGGCCAGCAAAUAUAACCAUGUCUCAUUACAAAGACUCUGGAAAAGGACCAGCUGAGGAUGUCACUGUCCAUCGUAUUAGAAUCACUCUGACAAGCCGUAAUGUCAAGAAUUUAGAAAAGGUUUGUGCUGAAUUGAAACGUGGAGCACAAGACAAGAAUCUUCAAGUGAAAGGCCCAAUCCGUAUGCCAACUAAGAUUCUUCGAAUCACCACCCGUAAGACACCAUGUGGUGAAGGUUCAAAGACGUGGGAUCGCUUCCAAAUGCGCAUUCACAAGCGGCUUAUUGAUCUUCACAGCCCCUCGGAGAUCGUAAAACAGAUUACGUCCAUUAGCAUCGAACCAGGUGUUGAGGUUGAGGUGACAAUUGCUGAUGCAUAAACAUUAUCCAUUGGCUGCAGACUCGGCUAAUUUUUAUGCUGUAAAGGGCUGAUCAUUGUGUGACCAGGUCACCCAGUCUUCUAAAGAGUACAUGAAAACAAGCAAAUAAAGCUUAAAAUGUAACUUAAAA
Messenger RNA from Anneissia japonica, 615 nucleotides. RefSeq names its product 40S ribosomal protein S20. The record is from RefSeq and is a predicted model, not a curated record. The coding region runs from base 126 to 485 and encodes 119 amino acids. Gene Ontology annotation, cellular component: ribosome; cytosolic small ribosomal subunit. Lineage: Eukaryota; Metazoa; Echinodermata; Crinoidea; Comatulida; Comatulidae. Gene Ontology annotation, biological process: translation. The transcript has 4 exons. Gene Ontology annotation, molecular function: structural constituent of ribosome; RNA binding.